This is a messenger RNA of Salarias fasciatus (jewelled blenny), 1230 nucleotides long. RefSeq names its product melanocyte inducing transcription factor a (gene mitfa). Gene Ontology annotation, cellular component: nucleus. The transcript is spliced from 9 exons. Gene Ontology annotation, biological process: melanocyte differentiation; regulation of transcription by RNA polymerase II. The coding region runs from base 1 to 1230 and encodes 409 amino acids. Lineage: Eukaryota; Metazoa; Chordata; Actinopteri; Blenniiformes; Blenniidae. Gene Ontology annotation, molecular function: RNA polymerase II cis-regulatory region sequence-specific DNA binding; DNA-binding transcription factor activity, RNA polymerase II-specific; protein dimerization activity. The record is from RefSeq and is a predicted model, not a curated record.
AUGCUGGAGAUGCUUGAAUACAGCCACUAUCAGGUGCAGUCCCACCUGGAGAAUCCCACCAAGUACCACAUCCAGCAGGCCCAGCGGCAGCAGGUGAGGCAGUACCUGUCCUCCACCCUGGGCGGAGGUAAAGCCGGCGGCCAGCAGUGCCCGAGCCAGCCGCCCGAGCACAGCAUGCCGCCCGGGCCGGGCAGCAGCGCGCCCAACAGCCCCAUGGCCCUGCUCACGCUGGGCUCCAACUGCGAGAAAGAGAUGGACGAUGUCAUCGACGAUAUUAUUAGCUUGGAGUCGAGUUACAGCGAUGACGUUCUGGGACUGAUGGACCCGGGGCUCCAGAUGAACAACCCGUUGCCUGUUUCUGGGAAUUUACUGGACGUGUACGGCAACCAGGGCCUCUCGCUCCCGGGCCUCGGCAUCAACGGCUCCUGUGCGCCCAACAUCAAAAGGGAAUUAAUAAUUACUCCAGCUCCUGGCAUGAAGCAAGUACUGGACAAGCCUGGAUCCUGUGGCCAGUAUGAAAGCUAUCAAAGGCCAGAGGGCUUUCCAGUAGAGGCUGAGGUACGGGCUCUGGCUAAAGAAAGACAGAAGAAGGACAACCACAACUUAAUUGAAAGAAGACGGAGGUUCAACAUAAACGACCGGAUCAAAGAGCUGGGGACCUUGAUACCCAAGUCAAACGAUCCAGACAUGCGCUGGAAUAAGGGCACCAUUCUGAAGGCCUCGGUGGACUACAUCAGGAAGCUGCAGCGGGAGCAGCAGAGGGCCAAAGAGCUGGAGUGCAGGCAGAGGAAACUGGAGCACGCAAACCGCCACCUGAUGCUCCGUAUACAGGAGCUGGAGAUCCAGGCCCGUGCUCACGGUCUGACGGUGGUGUCGUCGCCGUCCGUGUGCACGUCCGAGCUGAUGGCCCGAGCCAUCAAGCAGGAGCCCGUCCUGGGCGACUGCCCCUCAGAUCUCUACCAGCACGGCUCGGCUCCCGACAUGUCGCCUCCGACCACGCUGGACCUCAACAACGGCACCAUCACCUUCGACCAGAUGCCGUCGGACGGCGGCGACGCCGGCCCUUACGGAAACUCCCGGACCUGUAAAAUGAAGGAGCUGGUGAGGGACAACUCGCUGCGGCCGCUGUCCCCCAGCGACCCCCUGCUGUCCUCCAUGUCCCCGGACGUCUCCAGCAACAGCCACCACAGUUCCAGCUCCAGCAUGGAGGAGAAGGAGCACGGCUGUUAG